CAUAAUUAUCAUAUGUUACUGACGUCAUUUUUAUUAUGGCUGCCGCCCAAAAUGACGAAAAUUAAGGGCUGUAAUUUUUUACUUUUUUAAAGAAACCGACAAAAUAGAACAAAAAAGAUUUGACGAUCACAAAUAUCUAAAUUUAUAAUAAAAGCUCAAAUACGUGCAAUGGUGUUUAUUGAUAAAUAAAGUGACUUAAAGAAGAUUGCAGUUGACAAAAAACAAUGCCUGUUUUAUCACCACAUCACUCUUCUCCAAGCUAUAGGACUAGUUUUAAUAGUACUCUGGAUAGACCACCGUACUAUUCCACCACGUCCAUUAGUCCAAGAAUUUCUAGUUAUUCUGAAAGAUUUACUACAAGAUCAUACAUAGAUUCAGAAGGACAUCGAACUAUUUCAAGGAGUGGCAGUAUAACAGAAGAUGGUGUUAAGACCCGUUUUAAAGAGGAGAUUAGGGAUGGUAGCAUCAGGCGCGACUCCUUGUCCAGAGACUCAGGGGUGAGUUCCAUUAGAGAAAACUCACUUUUGGAGUUUGGUCGUCAUCGAGAAGGCUCUCUGUCCAGAGACAACUCAAGACUCUCUUCAGUAGAUAUCAUCGAUGAACUGGCUGACUUUAGGAAACAAUACUCGCCUUCCAACUAUGUGCCUGCCAUCCAUCGUAAGAAUGACAACAUUGGGCGUUCAAAAUCCAUCAAUGACAUUGGCCUGCCACCCAUUGAGAAGGCUAAGAAAAAGGUAACUGAGGGUGUCAAUGCUAACAUGAGUGUGUCGCCCACUACCACAGCUACUAACGAUAAUUCCUGCAAUAAUGAUGACAAUGGCAACAGGGCUUCUGUCGCCGACCUUCGGAAGAGAUUCGAUAAGAUACCUGAGAACAAAAUUUCCAAAUCUGCUGUGACAAUAGACACCUCUGAAGUCAAAUUGUCUGAUAACAAAUUCAAAAUCCUUGACCAGUCCAAUCUAAAGGUGAACGGUGAUAAAAUUCCCAACGGAUUGAGAACUGUGAAAAGGACCAGCCCUCCCAAACCUUCAAUCAAGAAGACAUCGGUUAAAAAUGAUGAUCCUAAGCAAGAACACAUAGAGAAGAUAGCAGGGGUACACAAAGAAGUCAGCGAACAGACCAAAUCCAGUGUCGAGAGGCAAAAGAACACUGUUGAAAAGAAGAACACCGAUAAGAAAACUGGCUUGACCAUAGACAAAAAAACAAUGUUGGAGAAACAGAAAACAAAAGCCGUUUUGUCAAAAGAUGUUGUCGUCUCUGACGUUUUGAAUGCCAAAAUUGACGGUGAGAAGCAGGGCAAAUUGACGAAUGGUGUGGCUGACCUAAAGAGGAACGCGUUGGAUACCAGUAAAGAGAAUGAAGAUGGAGAGGUUAAGGAUAAAGUGGAUGUUAUCGGCGUCGAUCUGUCAAGCCAGAGCCUGAGCGAAGAUUGCAUUUCUCCUAGUGUAUCCAGAACAAACAAUUUUGCCUCCUAUAUAUCUAGCAAGAAUCUGGAGGGUGGGGAUAAACAGUCUGCGGUUGCCCUUGAAAGUAGCAGCGAGUUGAAGGCUGGUUAUAUCGACAAGUCUUUGCUGUACCAAAAGGCGUCAUCACCCAAAACCACCAAAAGCAGGCUGUCUCCAUCUUCUUCAUUGACAACAAGUAGUGUUGGCACUUCUGGUGUGUUGAACUCGAAUAGUCUAGGUAGAAAAUCAGUUGAGAGAGAAAAACGCAGUGGAAUCUUCGACGAAGACUCUUACGAGAGGUCUCCUGGACUCAGUUAUAGACUAGGAACAAGUAGUCCGACAACUGUUUGUGCAACAACAGUGAAGACACUGGGGCUUAAUGGCCUCAAGAAUAUUGGAAACACAUGUUUUAUGAAUUCUGUCAUUCAAUGUUUAUCCAACACAAGACAAUUGUCGGAGUAUCUUCGGCAGGAUGCCUACAUCAGGGACAUCAACACCACAAAUUCAAGCAUGAAGGGCUCCCUCAUUAAAGCAUUUGCGGAAGUGAUCAAGGAACUGUGGGCGGAGGAUUCUUGCGAUAGGGCGGUGAACACAGCCUCUCUCAAGGGUCAAAUACAGAGGUUCGCGCCGAGAUUCAUGGGUUUUGCUCAGCAAGAUGCCCAGGAGUUCCUGCGUUACCUGCUGGAGGGCCUCCAUGAGGAUGUGAACAGAGUUACAGAAAAACCCAAACCUAUACAUACAGAAAUCGACGAUAAGUUGAAUGACCUUGAAAAGUCCGCGGAAUCAUGGAACCGUUAUCUUCGCAUGGACAAUUCCCGCAUCGUUGACAUCUUUGUCGGUCAACUGAAGUCGACUUUGAAGUGCACCUUCUGUGGGCACUGUUCUGUAACCUUUGAUCCCUUUUGGGAUCUAUCACUGCCCAUGCCAACUCGCACUGGACAAUUAAGGCUCUCCCAGUGCCUCGAAUCCUUCACUAGAGAGGAGACUCUGGAUGGGGAUGAAAAACCGACCUGCUCCAAAUGCAAGGAACGACGGAAAUGUACGAAAUCCUUUUCGAUACAGAAGUUCCCGAGAAUAUUAGUCAUUCAUUUGAAGCGUUUCUCACCUACAGAAAGAUUCAGAGGCAAAUUAAGUGUCACAGUGGAUUUUCCUCUAGAAGGACUAGAUAUGAGCAAGUAUGCUGCAGAAGAGGCUACAGUCAGUAAAUACAAUCUGUACGCUGUUUCCAAUCAUAGCGGUACGACUUACAGCGGACACUAUACAGCGUAUUGCAGACAUCCCUAUGCUAUGUCGUGGCACGAAUAUAACGAUUCUAGAGUGAACAGUGUUUCUCCAAGAUCAGUGGUGAGCAGUGAAGCCUAUGUCCUCUUCUAUGAACAAGAGGGUCAGAAGUAGCACUUGUAGUAUUGUCUUCUGAGGAUCGAAGGAAGGACAAAAAUGCCAUUGUAACUUUAUUUUUCCCUUGUUUUUGAUUUUCGCGAAGGGGACCUCUGGUACAAAAAAUGUAUUCUAUAUUUAUCUAAUUUAUUUUUCACUUUAGAUUGAUACUGGUGGAGUUUAUAUUGAAAAUGUCAAUGAGCUAAAUUAUCUGAAAAUCCAUUCUUUUAUAAAUGAUACAUUUUAACCGAGUUAAAUAUACAGAAAAUUCUGUAUUUCGUAUUAAAACAUUUUCAAAGUAAAUAAUAAAAACUGAGUUUUCGAUAUCAGAAUUCGCGGAUGUUGCAGGGAAAUUGAAUUUGCAUAUAACAGUCCAAAACUCAUAUCUAUUUGUUCAUUAGUAGAACUCGGUUGUAAUUUCUGUACUACAAGGGAUUUUAAUAUGUUGAAUUUUUCAAUUAUACCCACUGUUCAUAAAUUAAUUCAUGAAAAUUUUUAAUAAUAGAAGAACGAAUUUUUGAUAUACAUUAAUUAAAAAAACUCAAUGUUAGAAUUCCUUGCAAUUCGUAAAGUCUUAAUGGCUUAUUGAUGAAUUAAUUGAGUGAAAAGAAAAAAAAUGUUUUUGGAUAAAUAUGGAAAAUCAAGACUACUAAAUCCUUGCAGCAAUUUAUUUUAUUAUUAUAUGUUCAAAAAGUAAUUUUUCAUUGACUUUUGUAACAGUCUCAUCUAUUUGCAAAAGUACAUACAACCUUAUUUUGAUUUAUUUUUAGAGAAUUGCAUUUUCAAUUUAUUGUAUAAAAUCAGCAAUGUCAUGUCCUAGUUAAAUUUUUUUUAUUUAAAAUGAUAAACUGAAGUUGAUUCCCUGAACAAACUACUAAAGAAAGUUUCCAUCUAAUAAACAUUUAAAUUUUUUGCUUCAGGAGCUAGCUUCAAGAUCUUUGUACUUGAAACCAGAGACAAUCCUCAUUGAAAAAACACCUUGUGUAUCUGUUAUAUUUAUUUCUCCUAUGUGAUUUGCAACUUAUACUCUUGUAUUUAUAUUAUCGUACUACUGUUGAUAUUUCGGAGAUUUUAAAGAACAAAAUAUAUUAAUUUAUUUAUAUUUUUCAAAUUAUGACUAUUUUGAAUAUAGUCGGUAUUUGUAUUGUUAGCUGGAGAAGAAAUUAUUGGAUAAAUGUUUGUGUAGAAAAACUGAUGCACAAAUUCAAAGCGGCCAUGUCCUGUUUAAGUUUUCAAUUGUUGCCUAAAUGAACAAAUCCAGAAUCGUAUUUUCAGAUAUUUGACUUGUGUAAAUCUGGAUUAAUUUUCUACCUCUUAAAUUUUGAGCAGCUUCUUUAGUGUUUUAGAACAAAGGUACUAAACUACAUAGAGUUGAUUUAUGAUAAACUAUGGUUACCAAAAUUAGACAAAUCAAAGAUGAGCACUUUCAAUGCAAGAGAUUAUUUGAAAAUAAUUAUUGAAAGGCUUCAAAUUUAAAAAUUGUUCAAGCACUAACUUACAAUAAAAUGUUUGCAAAAAUU
Harmonia axyridis is the source of this 4342-nucleotide messenger RNA. RefSeq names its product ubiquitin carboxyl-terminal hydrolase 4-like. The record is from RefSeq and is a predicted model, not a curated record. The coding region runs from base 225 to 2840 and encodes 871 amino acids. Gene Ontology annotation, cellular component: cytoplasm. NCBI's taxonomy places the organism in Eukaryota, Metazoa, Arthropoda, Insecta, Coleoptera, Coccinellidae. Gene Ontology annotation, biological process: protein deubiquitination. The transcript has 10 exons. Gene Ontology annotation, molecular function: cysteine-type deubiquitinase activity.